UUAGCAGUAAUAUAUAAACAAAUGUUUCUCAAGUGUUAUUUGAACGCGGCUCAAAUUUAAAGGGAAGUAAUCCAUGUUGCUUUGACAUUGAAAACUUGGAAAAGCAGCAACAUGAGCCACUUUCCCAAAUACAUGAGAACUGGUUACUAUAGAAAGGGAACAUCAAUAUUACAAGAAUUUAAAAAGAGCUUCACAUAUAACUGGGAAUGGCAGAUGGCUUUUACAGUCUUUGGACUAACUUUUCUUAGUAUACCUUUCAUUAAUCGUAGAUUUGAAAGUAGGAAAGCCCUUAUGUACCAGUACAAAACUGAAUAUACAGUGAUUAGAGAUACAGAUUUAGAUCCUAUAAUGUUAGCAGGAUAUAAUGCAGAUGAGGUAGAGGCAGCUAAGAAGAGGACAGGACUUUAUAACGACAAAUAAAUGAUUAAAAUGUAUAUAUAUACUUUGUGGGUUAAAAGAUAACUAUAUAAAUUGAGUUCGUUUCCAAUCCCUGUACAAUUAGAAAUAAAUGUUAUCUUGUGUCAAGAAA
Molecule: messenger RNA, 529 nt
Organism: Mytilus trossulus (common blue mussel)
Lineage: Eukaryota; Metazoa; Mollusca; Bivalvia; Mytilida; Mytilidae
Exons: 4
Coding region: 112-420 (102 amino acids)
Source: RefSeq, a predicted model, not a curated record